Messenger RNA from Sabethes cyaneus, 630 nucleotides. RefSeq lists its product as uncharacterized. NCBI's taxonomy places the organism in Eukaryota, Metazoa, Arthropoda, Insecta, Diptera, Culicidae. The transcript has 2 exons. The record is from RefSeq and is a predicted model, not a curated record. The coding region runs from base 1 to 630 and encodes 209 amino acids.
AUGAACGGACUGUUGAAAACCGCGAUAGUGUUAGCCGUAAUGGCUAGUGCUUCAUUUGCUUACCCACAAAUGGAUUCCGGUGUUAUACAGCGAAUGUCCAGAAAUUCACCACCAAGGCCUGAAAUACCUACGCCUGAAAUGUCUGACCCGGAGCAACCUGAUGCAUCUGAUCCAGCAGACUCAGGUUUGGAAAAUAUGGAGUCCGAACCAUCGCAACCGAACUCUCCGAAGCCGGAAGCCUCCCGUGAAGAACCAGCUUCAUCGCCAACUAAAAUUCAGAUGGCUGCAGAACCAUUUGAAGAACCAUCCGCGGAACCUAUUAAACCGGAAGCAGAAUAUUCGGCUACAGUAGUAGAAACCAAAAACCCGGAACAACAAAAAUCACCUGCUGCGGAAAGCAACGAAAAGGCAGCGGAGGAUGCACCAAUCGAUCCCGAACUACCGAUAGAAGCUCGCCAGGACUCCGAAGAUCAGCGCGGUGAACCGAUUUCUGCUUCGCGUUUUGCACCAAUCGUUGCUUCUGAACCGGAACAGUCUCCUUUAGCAUCGUGCAGUCGAGCGGAACUCAAAGAGCGAGUUGAGGCCAUUAUUCGUCAAUUGGGUGAACUGAAGGAAUUGUGCGGAAUGUAG